Messenger RNA from Balaenoptera musculus (blue whale), 2029 nucleotides. It is a transcript of the gene PRPS1, whose product is annotated as phosphoribosyl pyrophosphate synthetase 1. Gene Ontology annotation, biological process: 5-phosphoribose 1-diphosphate biosynthetic process; purine nucleotide biosynthetic process; ribonucleoside monophosphate biosynthetic process. The coding region runs from base 150 to 1106 and encodes 318 amino acids. The record is from RefSeq and is a predicted model, not a curated record. Lineage: Eukaryota; Metazoa; Chordata; Mammalia; Artiodactyla; Balaenopteridae. Gene Ontology annotation, cellular component: ribose phosphate diphosphokinase complex; cytoplasm. The transcript is spliced from 7 exons. Gene Ontology annotation, molecular function: ribose phosphate diphosphokinase activity; ATP binding; magnesium ion binding.
GGGCAAUUUAGAGCCGCGCGCCGGCGGGAAUGUAAGAUGGCGGAGUAGCAAUGCGAAGUGCUUAGUACUGAGUCUCUGGGCCGACUCGGUUCGGGUCUCGGCAGCAGCAGCGAUCACUAAGCAAAGAGUGCCUAGGGUAGUUGGCCAAGAUGCCGAAUAUCAAAAUCUUCAGCGGCAGCUCCCACCAGGACCUAUCCCAGAAGAUUGCCGACCGCCUGGGCCUGGAGCUGGGCAAGGUGGUGACUAAGAAAUUCAGCAAUCAGGAGACCUGUGUGGAAAUUGGCGAAAGUGUGCGUGGAGAGGAUGUCUACAUUGUUCAGAGUGGCUGCGGUGAAAUCAACGACAAUCUAAUGGAACUUUUGAUCAUGAUUAAUGCCUGCAAGAUUGCUUCAGCCAGUCGGGUUACUGCAGUCAUCCCAUGCUUCCCUUAUGCCCGGCAGGAUAAGAAGGAUAAGAGCCGGGCUCCAAUCUCAGCCAAGCUUGUCGCAAAUAUGCUCUCUGUAGCAGGCGCGGAUCAUAUUAUCACCAUGGACCUGCAUGCUUCUCAAAUUCAGGGCUUUUUUGAUAUCCCAGUGGACAAUUUGUAUGCAGAGCCAGCUGUCCUCAAGUGGAUAAGGGAGAACAUCUCGGAAUGGAGGAACUGCACGAUUGUCUCACCCGAUGCUGGAGGAGCUAAGAGAGUGACCUCCAUCGCAGACCGGUUGAAUGUGGACUUUGCCUUGAUUCACAAAGAACGGAAGAAAGCUAAUGAAGUGGACCGCAUGGUGCUAGUGGGAGAUGUGAAGGACCGGGUGGCCAUCCUCGUGGAUGACAUGGCUGACACCUGUGGUACAAUCUGCCACGCAGCUGACAAACUUCUCUCAGCUGGAGCCACCAGGGUUUAUGCUAUCCUGACUCAUGGAAUCUUUUCUGGCCCAGCCAUUUCUCGCAUUAAUAAUGCAUGCUUUGAAGCAGUAGUUGUCACCAAUACCAUACCUCAGGAGGAUAAGAUGAAGCAUUGCUCCAAAAUACAGGUGAUCGACAUCUCCAUGAUCCUUGCAGAAGCCAUCAGGAGAACUCACAAUGGGGAAUCUGUCUCCUACCUGUUCAGCCAUGUCCCUUUAUAAUAGAAUAAGUUCCGAGGCUUUUAAAAAAUAAAGUGAGUCCCGCCCCUUAUUUUCCUUUGGUAUUUGAUGAAAAAUCCAGCAGAAACCCAGCUUGUUACAGUGUAGCUUUCUACAUCCCACAUCAGGUAUAAGAGUGUUUCUCCUACAUUAGAGAAAGAUUGAGGUUAACUGCUGGGAUUUCCUACCUGUAUUGUCUCGUCCUGGCUUCUUUGAUCUUGUGAGCCUUGCAGCUUUAACUACAGCUCAGCUGCUACAAGAUGUCAGACUUUGGAAAAAGUUGUGUAAGGGUGUCUGAAUGUGUUUGGGGAAGCUCAGACUACUUUGCAUGUGAAUGCUUCAGCGCCCCCCCCAACCCCCGAACUUGUGACAAGUUCUCUAAAGUCUGUAUUAAAUUCCAGCAUGAGCCUGGGGCAGCCCGAACCCAGCUCUGGUUGCUGAGCCCCUCUAAGGCUGGAGCAGCUCUAGGGCAGGAGCCUGAGGGGAGGCAACCCACCAUGCAACAAAUGCUUCUUGGGAGGAAAAAGCCUGAUCCAUCACCCUUUGCUUGGAUUCUGUCACUUGGAUUCUCCUUUGUCCCUGUUCCUUUCCAUUUGGCCUGACCUUCUUUUCCUGGCCAAAUAUCAACUUGGUCCCAAGUGAUCAUUGUGCCAUAGUCUUCUGGAAAGCAAACUCGCUUCCUACUAUAUAAUCUAUAACAAUUUACAUGAGAUUAUUUCGCUGUAGCUUAAUCUUCCUUAGCCCACUACCACUGCGGUAGUAGGUUUUAGGUGGUGUUGUAGUGCCUUUUGAUUAAUUUAACUGUUUAACUGUCAUCUUUCUUCCUUGGAUCUAUUUGACCUCUCAGAUGACCUGAGAUUUCUGUUAAAAAGAUUGAUGUCACUGUCUCUUGUAGAAGAAACUAAUAAAGUUUCUGUUUGAUUGUG